Messenger RNA from Drosophila kikkawai, 2586 nucleotides. It is a transcript of the gene Vps45, whose product is annotated as vacuolar protein sorting 45. Gene Ontology annotation, biological process: intracellular protein transport; vesicle-mediated transport. NCBI's taxonomy places the organism in Eukaryota, Metazoa, Arthropoda, Insecta, Diptera, Drosophilidae. The record is from RefSeq and is a predicted model, not a curated record. Gene Ontology annotation, cellular component: Golgi membrane.
CUGUUAUUACCAUCGACAACUGGCCACCUCUAACACAUCUGUUUGCGAAAAAAUUAAAUUCUUUGGGUUUUCGCUGUAAAUUAGCUGGCAAAAAUGAACCUAAUAAGUGGUAUAAAGCUGUACAUCGAUAAGAUGUGCACCGAAUCGGGGCCGGGCAUGAAAAUCAUCCUGCUUGACAAGGAGACGACGAGUAUUAUUUCGAUGGCCUUUAGCCAGUCGGACAUGCUGCAAAGGGAGGUGUACCUGUUCGAGCGACUGGAUUCCGGAAGGUCCAACGAGCGGCUAAAGUACCUAAAGUGCAUCGUCUUCAUCCGGCCCACCAAGCAAAACAUCCAGUUGCUGGCCAACGAACUUCGGAAUCCCAAAUACAGUGCCUACUACAUAUAUUUUAGCAACAUAAUACCCCGAACGGACAUCAAAUACUUGGCGGAGUGCGACGAGUCCGAGUCGGUGCGGGAGGUGAAGGAACUGUAUGCGGACUACCUGUGCGUCAACCCCAAUCUGUUCUCCCUCAACAUACCGAAUUGCAUGGCUAACCUUAACUGGCUGCCGGAUGCCCUGACCCACAGCAUGCAAGGCAUCACUGCGGUGCUACUUUCCCUUAAGCUGAACCCCGUGAUCCGGUACCGGGCCGGCUCCCAAGCCGCCCAGCUGCUGGCCAAGCUGAUCUACGAGCAGAUCACCAAGGAAUCAAGCUUGUUCGACUUUCGUUCAAAUAUCGAUGGCUCGGCCCCUCCAUUGCUACUUAUACUAGAUCGAAGGGACGACCCCGUGACGCCUCUUUUGCAUCAGUGGACCUAUCAAGCGAUGGUUCAUGAGUUGCUGCAGAUCAAUAACAACCGCGUGGACCUCUCCAAUCGACCCAACGUGCCCAAGGACUUUAAGGAGCUGGUUUUAUCCGGAGACCAGGAUGAUUUCUAUGGGAACAACAUGUACGCCAACUACGGUGAGAUCGGCUCCACCAUCAAGCAACUGAUGGAGGAGUUCCAGCGCAAGGCAAACGACCACAAGAAGGUGGAGAGCAUAGCGGACAUGAAGAACUUCAUCGAGUCGUAUCCGCAGUUUAAGAAAAUGUCUGGAACGGUGCAGAAGCAUCUGUGCGUCAUCGGAGAACUUUCCGCGCUUAGCAAUAAGCGCAAUUUGUUCGAGGUUUCCGAGCUGGAGCAGGAGAUGGCCUGCAAAGCGGAGCACUCGGCCCAGCUGCAGCGAAUAAAGAAGCUAAUCGCAGACGAGAGGGUCUCUGUGGAGGAUGCCCUCAAGCUGGUGGCUCUCUAUGCGCUGAGGUACGAACGGCAUGCCAACUGCGACACAUCUGGACUGCUGCAAAUAAUCAAGACGCGUGGAGGAAGAGCUGCAGUGGUGCCCGCUCUGAUCGAGUAUGCUGGUACUCAUGUCAGGCAGGGGGAUCUCUUCAACAUGGUGCGGAUUACAGACGCCGUAAAGCUGACGCGCAACCUGAUCAAGGGCCUCAAGGGCGUGGAGAAUGUCUUCACCCAGCACACUCCGCUGCUGAAGGAAUCCCUCGAGGAUGUUUUCAAGGGUCGCGAACUGGAUCCCCUCUAUCCGGCCAUCAAUUCCGAGCUCGUGCCAUUCCGAAGACCACCGCAGGAGGUGGUGGUCUUCAUCAUUGGCGGCGCCACCUACGAGGAGGCCUUAGCCGUACAUCAACUGAACAAUGCCGGCUAUAGGGUCAUCCUAGGCGGCACCACUAUCCAUAAUUCUCAGACCUUUAUCGGCGAGGUUUUGGCCGCUACGAAUGGCAUCCAAUUUAAGCAUACCAAAUCCAUGAUCAAGUAUUGUUCCACUGAUAAUAUCUAAGGCGCAAAGUGACUAGCGACAAUUGUAUUGUUAUCUAUUUAUUAAUUUACCCAUUAUGUGCAUAAUCCAUUUACUAAUCGAUGUAUUAAGUAUACAGUUUCAAUGAGAUAUUGAUCAAAAUUCAGUUUCCCGGUUAGCUAAUGUAAUGUUAGCUAUGUAAAAUCUUUGCCUAUAACCAGAGCUGGUGCACACCAUUUUUCCAAUGGGUUUUUUUUACAACGAUCGUUAUCAUAUUCACUUCAAAAUCUGUUUUUAACAUUUAGAAAAAUCUUUCUGGAUCUUCGAGCUAUCGUCUUUUGAGUUUAUAUCGUUGAUAUCCCAUAUUUUCUGCACUUUUAAGUUAAAAUAUUUUGACAACCUGACUUAUUGGAAACCGAAUUUGAGUUGGAAACAUUCUUCUUGGUUCCGAAAAGCUGUCUACCUGUGUAAUCUUUAAGAUAAGUAGUACUGGAGUUACUUAUAUUGAAGUGUUUUUAUCAUUGGCUUUUUCGUCAAGAGGUUCUUCGAAAGGGAGACUUAUUUUGGUUCAGAAACGAUAAACUGUUAUUUUCCAGCUCUGCUUAUAACAAAUAUUACCCUAUAAUUUACCAGGGACUCGUAAAACGGGAGAAAGCGUAUCUAUCUUUAGAUUAUUCCAUGUAAUAUAACCAUUGUAAUCCAUUGGACUACUGCCUUUUUCAAGUAUUCCAUGUAAUAUAUAUGUGUAAAUGUAUUUAUUUGCGUUGUCCUGGAAAGGAUCUCAUGGCAACGGCUAAACGCGAAAUAUAU